Megalopta genalis is the source of this 792-nucleotide messenger RNA. Its product is annotated as pyroglutamyl-peptidase 1. Gene Ontology annotation, molecular function: pyroglutamyl-peptidase activity. The record is from RefSeq and is a predicted model, not a curated record. Lineage: Eukaryota; Metazoa; Arthropoda; Insecta; Hymenoptera; Halictidae. Gene Ontology annotation, cellular component: cytosol. Gene Ontology annotation, biological process: proteolysis.
CACAUAUACAUAUGCAUAUGCAAAUGACACGUGUAAUGUGUACAUAACUACAGAAUGCUCUAAUUUACUUUAAAACUUUCCAGUCGAGCUUGAAUAAUGAGUUCUGAUUUUAAAUACACGGCUUUGGUAACAGGAUUCGGUCCAUUUAGUGGUCAUGAUGUUAACGCAAGCUGGGAAGCUGUAAAAGAAUUAAAGAAACUAUCUGACACUUCGAAAGAACUGAAAAAUGUCAAACUGAUCAUUAAGGAGAUUCCAGUUUCCUAUGACGACGUAUCUGCUUAUCUGUCCAAGCUCAUAGAAGACUACAAUCCAACGGUAAUUCUGAAUGUAGGUGUAUCUAGUUUAGCAAAAUGUUUAACAUUAGAAUGUUGUGCUCGCAGUUGUGGCUAUGUAAGGCCAGACAUAUAUAAUAAAUGUCCAGAUGAAAGUACUAUUACAUCUGAGAUUUUUAAAACUAAUAUCGAUGUCCAUGAAGUUUGUAAAAUAAUUAAUGAAAGCUCAGAAGAAACAAAAUGUAGUGCAUGCAUUUCGGACAAUGCAGGCCAGUUUCUAUGCGAAUAUAUAUUUUACAAAUCUCUGCAAAUGAAAUCUCUGAAAGUACUAUUUGUUCAUGUUCCAGACUUGAAUGUUUAUUCAAGUGCUCAAACUGCAAGAGGUUUGUAUCACAUUUUGUGUUGCAUGAUUAAGGGUGUUGGAUAUCUGGAAUCAAAUGUUACUGAGGAACAAGAAAACCAGUAUAUUAAAAACAGUGUAUGAAAUGUCUUUUUAAUAAAAAUUAAUAACUAUUAAAAA